Molecule: messenger RNA, 895 nt
Organism: Papaver somniferum (opium poppy)
Lineage: Eukaryota; Viridiplantae; Streptophyta; Magnoliopsida; Ranunculales; Papaveraceae
Product: cell wall / vacuolar inhibitor of fructosidase 2-like
Exons: 1
Coding region: 188-778 (196 amino acids)
Molecular function (GO): enzyme inhibitor activity
Source: RefSeq, a predicted model, not a curated record
CCUAAUUGAUUUUUGGGCCCCCGAUUAAUCUUCGCACAUCCACAAGAAUUAUAUUUUGUCCACUGUGCGCCGAUUGCUAUACUCUUUUGUACCACCACCGUGAGUUAUUAUAUAUUAGAUCCUAAACAAGAUUCGCUUCAUCAGAGAUUAAGAAUUCAUACGAGUACUACAUACAUCCGCAUCUCAAAUGGGUGAAUGCAACCAUAAUCAUCUGAAUAAUUUUAUGUUCCUCCUUCCUCUGAUCAUUAUAAUCUCUUUGUUUUUCUCUCCUUCCGACAGUAUCAGUAGCACGGCAGGAAAAAAACUCCACAAGCUUGUAGAUUCAAUCUGCAAUCAAACCCCAAAUCAUAAAUUCUGUGUCGACGCUAUAUACACCGAUCCUCGUGCUUCAGAAGCUGAUAUAAUUCUGCUCGCUUAUAUCUCUUUCGGUUUAGCAUACACCAACGCCACAAACACCCUAUCUUUCAUCACCGAUCAUCACUUGUUAGUUGAUAAUCAAAAGAAUGGGUCUUUAGCAGAGGGCCUAAAACAGUGUAGCCUUGAUUACGAAAAGGCUGUGGCCGCGCUUGAAGUAGCCCUCAACGAUUUGGACUCAGAGACUUAUGAUCUUGAAGAGUCCGCUGGUGUUCUUGCUCAGUCCGCGGUGCAUUGUGAACAUAGCUUGAAGCCAACUAUGACGAUUUCUUCAUCAUUGCAUUCCCAAUUGACUAGGAGGAAUAGAGAUUUGAAACUAUUGGGUGGAAUUUGUUCUGUGAUCUCAUCAAGGCUCUUUAAUUAAUAAAAUGACUUACAUGUUAGUUAUCUGGUUAUUAUCUUAGCCGAUUCAAGUGUUUAUUUGACAGUUCUUGUAUAUUGAAUUAUUACUUUUGUUUGUUAAUGAAUUUUUUCUUCUCUU